CUGGGGCUACCAGGACGGCUCGGCCAGCGCCGGCUGGACCACGCACGGCUCGCCUUACGGCCAGCACGGCUCGCCCUACGGUCAACAGGGAUCGCCCUACGGUCAACAGGGCUCGCCCUACGGUCAACAGGGCUCGCCCUACGGUCAACAGGGCUCGCCUUACGGCCAACAGAGCUCGCCCUACGGCCAACAAAGCUCGCCCUACGGUCAGCCAGGCUCGCCCUUCGGUCAGCCAGGCUCGCCCUACGGCCAACAGAGCUCGCCCUACGGUCAGCCAGGCUCGCCCUACGGCCAGCAGAGCUCGCCCUACGGUCAGCUAGGCUCGCCCUACGGUCAGCGCGGCUCGCCGUACGCCCAGCGGUCGCCGCUGGCGCCGCCGUCGGUCGGCCGGCCCCGUAUCAGCACGCCCGUCAACCGGCCGGCCAUCGAGAUCACCGACAAGGACAGCUUCCGACAGUACAUGGCGCAGUACGAGGAGGCGGAGCGACGACGCAACGCACUGAACGCGUCGAUGGAAGCGUCAGCCAAUCAGAGCCAGAGCUUCUGGAAUCACAGCAAUUCCUCUCUGGCGGACUUGUUCACGCACUCACCGCAGAAACACGUGUACCAGCUGUCUGUGCGCGACCCGCCGGAGACGGACGACGGCUCGGCCGCCGACGAGAAGGCGGAGAGCGCACUGCACUCGUCACUGGACCGCACCUGGGCGCGCCUCGACGUCAGCCGCGACACGCUCUUCCGCUGGACGGAGAACGUGCGCGUGUGGCUCUGCCAGACCAUCCUGGUGCGGCUCGUGAAAGAGAUCGACUCGGUGAACGCCGCGCUGAGGAGACACGGUCUCUCGGAGAUGCAGAUCGGCGAGGUGGGGCUGGACAAGCUGAGGAAGACGUCCCAGCUGGUGCGGGACGUGCCCACGCUCAACGCCGUCCUCCAUUUCCUCUCCGUCUCCACGCACCAGGAGUACGUAGUGUUUCGCAUACGAGAGCUGAGCCGCGGCGGCUGUCUGAAGGAGUUCCGCUGGAACGGCGGCGGCACACUCCGGGGCAAGGCCUGGGAGGAGCACCUGCCCACCGACUCGGCGCUGGUGAUGCAUCUGCUGGCGGCCUACAUGGACGCCCGCCUGCCGCCGCACCCGUCGCACCCUGACGGGCGCACCUUCACAAACGAGCACGUGUGCCGGGCACCGGACGAGCCGGCGGCCGGCCGACAUCGGCUGGUCAUUCACCAGACCGAGAUCACACCGCCGCGCUUCUCACUGGUCAGCGGCCAGGAGACGCACCAGCUGGCCAAGGGGCGGAACAACCUGUUCCACACGCUGCUGCUGUUCCUGUACAUAGUGCGGCACAAGCACGACUCGAUGCUGGACAAGAUCCACAUCGGUCCGACCGGGCUCAACAUGCUCUGGAUCAUCGAGUGACGCCUGGCCGAGGCGCUGGCGUCGGGGCUGGGCCGGGACGGGCCGCGCGGUCGGUCGGCGGUCCGCCCCGUCCAGUAAUGACGCCGUCCGCGCUGGUCGCCUGGUGACCAGGACUGCGCGACGCUCAGGCGGCCGCUGGCCCCGGGGCAGCUCGUGUGACGUCACCGGCGCCGCAGCGGGCCGGGCGGUGAUCGGAGCGCGCCGGGCCGGCGCUGGCGCUGCGUUACAAGCAUCGCGGCGCGGUUCUCCGGGCCGGGCAUCACCCCGGCUGGUUCAGCCCGUGUUGUGCGGCGUUUCCGUUGGCAGCGGGCUGCUUCGAGUCGGUGGCUUCGCACUGCUUGGAAUGGAUCGAUCCACACGCUCAUUAUUGAAAUUGGGGUGCUGCAUAUGGAUAGCUCCUCUUGAUAACGGGCUCGAUGUUGUCUAAAGCGAUGCUGACCGCACCGUGUUGAACGUGAUGGAUUGCCCGCCGCGUAUGGUGAAGCUGUUUUUAUGGCUCAUUUGGUCUCAUGUGCGUUUUCAUCAGUGACUGUGAUGUCAGCAUACAAAUCACAUGCUCAUUACCAGUGUUGUCGACAGUGAUGGAACAGAAGAUGUGGGAAGCUACCUGUCCGGGGACGGCACGCACGCUUUUGUGGCGACAGACGCGCUGGGCUCUGAGCGCUCGGUGGCUGUAAGCAAAACAUGUGAUUGUUGGCCUCCGUCGCGAUUAAAUCUGACCCAAAGUAACGUCACUUUCCCGGAACGCGUUCUGGAAUCGCAUUUUGGGUGUUCAGAGCUUUUAAUGUGAUGUCGCGAUGAUCAGAGCCGUUAGCGGGCCUGGAGCUGAAACUCUACCACCGCCAUGUUUUGCGUCCGCUGCAACCUCAGACCUGACCCAAGGCCACCAUGUAUUAAAACGGUCCGGUUUUAAGUCACUUGAAUGGAACACUGAAGGUGUGAAGUGAUAGUCUAGUGGAGCACGUAGGUCCGUCUAAACUACAAAAGGAGUAACUGAGCACUAUCCCAGUUCAGAUUAUCGCUUACCAUAUACGUUGCCGUUGUUCUUCCACUGCCUCCAAACUGCGCCUGCUGUGAGCAACAAUGAAACCUAGACAUGGGAUGGAACGUUUGCAUAUUUAGAAUAUUUGCUGCAAAAACAUAUUGACAACAGUGUGCGCGCUUCAUAUUGAGCCUGCCGCCUUCUUCGCAAAGUUCGCACUGACUUGAACUUCAACCCAGGGGACUCUCUCAAGAAAUCUCAGCUUGGUGGGCAAAGCCUGGCAGGCAAAGAUCCUUCAGAUGUAACGCCAGCGGCUCGUUCCGCCCCGCGAGUCACAGCCGCGAGUGUGUCCGGGCUGAAACACUACAACAUACUUUACAUUACUAGUGUACCUAUCAAUCAAUGCUUCGUUGCAAACGGACUGCUAUUAAACCGUUUCUUGAGAAAGGAUUUGCGGGCUUCCUGCCGCGCUUGUAUUGCGUAGACGCGUGCGUGGCGUACGGCGCCCGCUCGUGACGUGCGCGCCACGAAAGGGCACCGGGGCGGGGCGGGGUCGUGACCGGUGGUGCGUGCGGGACUUGCCGAUAAUUUGGCAGAGACGUACUGCGAUGGCACUGUCCAUGGCUUUGGAAUAGCUCCAAGAGUCGGGACGAGACACACAAAUACGCUGCGGAACAAAACUUGGUAAAGGACGGGUUGGUAUUAUUAUUGGCCGUGAGCUCCGGCUGCGAAUGGCCUGCGUCGACUGGUUCGUACCAGAGGCCGUUUUCAUCCGGCCUCCUGCAGGCUUGCUGAACAGACGUUGGCAAGGAGCUGGCUGUGUUCUGAGGGCGCCAGAGACC
This is a messenger RNA of Pollicipes pollicipes, 3238 nucleotides long. RefSeq names its product transmembrane protein 209-like. The transcript has 9 exons. Gene Ontology annotation, cellular component: membrane. NCBI's taxonomy places the organism in Eukaryota, Metazoa, Arthropoda, Thecostraca, Pollicipedomorpha, Pollicipedidae. The coding region runs from base 461 to 1414 and encodes 317 amino acids. The record is from RefSeq and is a predicted model, not a curated record.